ACAAAGAAAACCACUGAGAGAGGUAAAGAAAGAGAGGGAGGAGAGAGGGAUAAAAAGAGAGAAGAGAGACAGACAUUGAAGGCGUUGUAGAGAGACGUACAGAGAGGUUUAGAGGGAAGAUUUUCAGACAGAAGAGAGACAAAAAGGAGGCAAAUCUAAAAUACAGGAACAAAGGAGAAAAAGAAACCCAUCAAGGGGGAAAGCAAAGGGAAGGAGUGCAGAAACCUACACGCUAAGGAAAGGCGGGAUAGAGUGAGCGAGAGAGACUAAGACCCUAAGACCAAGGCAUCCUUGGCCCAUCAACCAAAGAGAAGGAUGCAUGCUUGCCUACCACUAGGCUGCCUGGUUUUUGCCGUUAUGGGCCACUUCCUGGUUUCCACUCACAUGAUCCUUGAAGAUGCGCUCCCCGAUAGAAAAACCACAUCUAAUCCACUGAUGCCAGUGAACGUUUCAGACUCCCCACCCAUUGUCAUUGUAGAGUUACCCAGAGCAAUGACGAAGAACAAAAAAGCAAAAAAGCAAAUAAAGAACAAGUUGAGCGUCAAGAAGCAUCCCCCGCCUCCCCCUAACUGCGUGCCUUUAUGGGGCAGCUGUAAAUCUCCAGACAAUGUGUGCUGCGAGUACUGUGCCUUUUGCCAGUGUCGGCUCUUCAAAACCGUCUGUUACUGCCGAAUGGGCAACCCGCGUUGCUGAAUACCCAG
Lampris incognitus (smalleye Pacific opah) is the source of this 701-nucleotide messenger RNA. It is a transcript of the gene asip1, whose product is annotated as agouti signaling protein 1. The transcript has 4 exons. Bases 316 to 693 code for a protein of 125 amino acids. NCBI's taxonomy places the organism in Eukaryota, Metazoa, Chordata, Actinopteri, Lampriformes, Lampridae. Gene Ontology annotation, molecular function: melanocortin receptor binding; neuropeptide hormone activity. Gene Ontology annotation, cellular component: extracellular region. Gene Ontology annotation, biological process: positive regulation of melanin biosynthetic process; hormone-mediated signaling pathway; melanosome organization. The record is from RefSeq and is a predicted model, not a curated record.